CAGUUUCUCGAGUUAAUAAUAAGCUCGAAGAAUCGUUUCAAUGGAGUCAUCAAACUGAGAUCAGUGAAAGAAAUAAGCAUUUCCCCCACUCUGUUGCUCUCAUUAUUUUCAGAUUUGGCAAAGCUUCUCGUACACUAUCACCGUAUCAGCUGAAAUCCGAUUAAUACUCACAGAAUCAUGAGCAAUAAUGCUGCUGGCGGAGAUGCUAGGGCUCCAAUGAACGAACAAGCUGUAGCCAACAUAUAUGGGAACAUGAGGUCUGAUGUGAACCAACUUUAUUCCAAAAUUACAGAACUGGAGAUGGAGGUGAGUGAGCAUUCAUUGGUGAUUGGAGCCAUAUCUCCACUUGACCAAUCUCGGAAAUGCUACAGAAUGAUUGGAGGUGUGUUAGUUGAGAGAACCAUCAAGGAAGUUCUGCCUGCUGUACAGCGUAACAAAGAAGGUCUCCAGGAGGUAAUCACUCGGAUGAAUGAGGCCUUGGAAAGGAAGAAAAAAGAGAUGGCGGAGUUUGAAGCAAAAUACAAAAUUAGAUUCAGAAAGUCUGAUGAUGAGGUGAAGGAUGACAGUAGCCGGAAAGAGGCCUCAGCUCAAGGAGUGCUUGUUGGUCCAGCUAACGAAUGAUUGGGCAGUUUUCUGUGAGUUCUCUCUGAUGUCUUUUUUUUUGGUUGUUGGGGAAUGUUUACAUACAAUCUUGUUUUGAUCUCCCUUUUUUAGUGAUAUGAUAGUUAGGCUUUUGAGAUUUUCAUAUGACGAUCAUGGUUGGUCAAAAUUAGAAGUUUUACCUGGUAAUGAUUAACAGUAUGGGGGUUUAUGAAUAUUAUGGGUACGUGUUUCAAUCCA
Papaver somniferum (opium poppy) is the source of this 840-nucleotide messenger RNA. Its product is annotated as probable prefoldin subunit 2. Lineage: Eukaryota; Viridiplantae; Streptophyta; Magnoliopsida; Ranunculales; Papaveraceae. Gene Ontology annotation, molecular function: protein folding chaperone. Gene Ontology annotation, cellular component: prefoldin complex; cytoplasm. Gene Ontology annotation, biological process: protein folding. The transcript has 2 exons. The record is from RefSeq and is a predicted model, not a curated record. The coding region runs from base 178 to 621 and encodes 147 amino acids.